Molecule: messenger RNA, 1299 nt
Organism: Suhomyces tanzawaensis NRRL Y-17324
Lineage: Eukaryota; Fungi; Ascomycota; Pichiomycetes; Serinales; Debaryomycetaceae
Exons: 1
Coding region: 1-1299 (432 amino acids)
Biological process (GO): transmembrane transport
Cellular component (GO): fungal-type vacuole membrane
Molecular function (GO): transmembrane transporter activity
Source: RefSeq, a predicted model, not a curated record
AUGUACGGAUCGGAGCCUAACCCCGAAGCGUUUCCUGACGGAGGAAUGGCUGCGAACGUGGUGUUGUUAGGGUCGUUCAUGGGCCUCAUCGCUGAUUUCGGCAUAGGCAACUCCAUGGGCGCAGUCCAGACCUACAUCACCACCCACCAGCUCAAGCACGUGGAGCCCACCACCAUCUCAUGGAUCUUCUCAAUCCACCUUGGUGUGAUGUACUUUGGGGGCGUUUUUUUCGGUGAGCUUUUCGACUUGUUGGGUGCAAAACCGCCGUUGGUAGCAGGCAUGCUCACGAUUGGAGCUGGACUCUUGUUGACAGCAGAGAGCACCAGUGUGGGUCAGUUCAUCCUCUCGUUCAGCAUUUUGACGGCGCUUGGGACCUCCAUAUCGAUGUCACCGUUGAUUGGGGCCCUCAGCCACUGGUUCUUGCGCAAACGGGCCAUGGCGUGUCUGAUAGCCACUAUUGGCGGUUUAGUGGGUGCGUCUGUGUUUCCGGUGAUGUUGCAGCGCUUGUACCAGGAAGCAGGGUUCAAGUGGGCCAUGCGGAUCUUGGCGUUAGUGUGCAUGGGGUGUAUGCUGGUGGCGGUGGUGUUGGUGAAAGAACGGGCUGAAAGUGACGCUGGAGAGACCGGAGAGCACCCGCCAGCGCGAUUCAGUGUGGUGGCCUCUGCCAGAAAGACGGCACGCUUCUUUAGAAACGCACUCGACUUGUCGAUUCUUCGUGACUCGCGCUUCGUGCUUCUCACUGUUGCCGUGGCGCUCGCCGAGUUGGUGCUGGUUUCGACCAUGACAUACUUCUCGUUCUACGCCUUGAACAAAAAUGUCCUGGAGCAGAGCGCGUACUUGUUGUUGACGGUGGUCAAUGUCAGUGGCAUUCCAUCGCGGUUGGCUGCUGGGAUCUUGGCUGACGCCUAUGGGCGCUUCAACGUGAUGUUGGUGUCGUCUGUGAUCACCACCGUGUUGGUGUUUGGAGUAUGGCUUCCUGUUGGCGCCAGAGUUGCUGGGCUCUUCGUGUUUGCUACCACGUUUGGCAUGUCCACUUCAGCAGUCAUCUCGCUCAUUCCAGCGUGCACAGGUCAGAUCUGCGCUGCCGACCGUUUUGGCAAGGUAUACGGCACGUUGUACUUCUUGUUGGGGUUCUUGACGGUGGCUGGAAUGGCGGUGGCUUCCGUAGUCAUCGGCAAGGGCUCGGGAGCCAGCUUACGUAACUUCGUGUUGUACGAGGGUGUCGUGUCGGCGACUAGCGUGGUCAUGUGGGUAGCUGCCCGCUAUAGUGCCGUGGGGUGGCGGGUGUGCAAGUUCUAG